Molecule: messenger RNA, 513 nt
Organism: Quercus lobata
Lineage: Eukaryota; Viridiplantae; Streptophyta; Magnoliopsida; Fagales; Fagaceae
Exons: 1
Coding region: 1-513 (170 amino acids)
Source: RefSeq, a predicted model, not a curated record
AUGCUAGGAUUCUCGAAUGAGAAUAAGGUUGGAACUAUUCAACUCCAUGACGAUGCUCUAGUCGUCGCACUCAAGAUUGGGGGAUAUGACGUGAAAAGGGUAUUAGUCGAUCCGGGUAGCGCUAUGGAGGUAAUGUACCCCGACCUAUAUAAGGGGCUGAACCUGAAGCCCGAAGACUUGACGGCAUAUAAUUCCCCUUUGGUAAGUUUCGAAGGGAAAACCGUUACUCCGAGAGGCCAGAUUAGGCUACCCAUACAAACUGGCUCGGACAUAGUGGAGGUGGAUUUCAUAGUGGUGGAUGCAUAUUCGCCCUAUGUCGCCAUUGUAACUAGACUGUGGCUUCAUGCCUUAGGGGCUGUUUCUUCUACCCUGCACCAGAAGGUGAAAUACCCUUUGGAAGGUUGGGUCAAAGAAGUCAUAGGGGACCAAGCCAUGGCUCGGCAAUACAUGGUGUCCGCCAUCUCACGAUGGCCGAGUGCUGAACCCUCAACCUCUACCGAGAACGGCUUAUAG